AUGUUGAAGCUGGUUUGUCCUCUGCUUCUCCUUUGUUUACUGCCAGCUGCGGUUCCCCUCUUCUGUUACACCUGUGUGUUCCCGGCCAUCUCCCCUCUGGACUGCAUCAGGUUCCCUCAGAAGUGUCCCGCGGGGCAGCUCUGUCUCUCCAGCAGAGCAGUGGGCGAGAACGGACACUUCCGUGUGGUGUUGUAUGAGAAGAGCUGUGUCCGUCCCUCGCUCUGCGGAGUCACGGGUCAGAAAUACACCAUGGGGCUCAACUUCACCUUCACCAAUGAAUGCUGCAGCACACACCUGUGCAAUGGAGCCGCAACUCCUGUGACCCACAACUGGACCGGCCCACUACUCACAAUACUUUUGUCAUACUCAGUCUGA
Pleuronectes platessa (European plaice) is the source of this 375-nucleotide messenger RNA. RefSeq names its product sperm acrosome membrane-associated protein 4. Lineage: Eukaryota; Metazoa; Chordata; Actinopteri; Pleuronectiformes; Pleuronectidae. The transcript is spliced from 3 exons. The record is from RefSeq and is a predicted model, not a curated record. Bases 1 to 375 code for a protein of 124 amino acids.